GUUCACACCCGAGCUGUGACAGCCGACUGAAACUCAUCAUGCACUUCUUCGCCCUUCUUGCUCUUGUCUCUUACGCUGCGGCGGAGGGAUAUGAAGACCGGAUUGUCGGCGGUGCGGAGGCUACCCCGGGUGCCUUCCCGUGGCAGGUGUCCCUACAGCGGUCCGGCAGCCAUUUCUGUGGCGGCACGCUCCUCAACAGCCAAUGGGUCCUCAGCGCCGCUCACUGUUUAAACAGUGCCAUAACCGUGGUCGCUGGAGAGCACGACUUGAGCAGAAACGAGGGGCACGAACAGAGGCGUAGCGUAGAACGGAUCAUACUACAUCCAAACUUCAACAGCAACACCCUGGAUAACGACAUCAUGCUCAUCAAGCUCAGCUCUCCCGUCACCAUCAACUCUUGGGUCAGCCCAGCGUCUCUGCCAGGGCUGGGGGAAACACUGGAUGUAAGUACCAGGGUCACCGUCACGGGCUGGGGGAACACUGGAUCUGACUUUCCGAAUAAGCUGCAAAGGGUCAGAGUGCCAGUCAUCUCCCGCAACACCUGUAAUGACGCCAACACGUACAACGGCGCGGUAACGACCAACAUGUUCUGUGCAGGCUACAUGGACGGCGGCAAGGGCUCCUGCCAGGGAGACAGCGGCGGCCCCGCGGUGAGGGGCGGUACGGUGUACGGUGUGGUGAGCUGGGGACCCCAGACCUGUGCCCAGCCAAAGUACCCGGGAGUCUACACCAAGGUGAAGAAAUACACCGACUGGAUCAACAGCUACAUCAAUUAA
Branchiostoma floridae (Florida lancelet) is the source of this 776-nucleotide messenger RNA. Its product is annotated as trypsin-like. Gene Ontology annotation, molecular function: serine-type endopeptidase activity. The coding region runs from base 39 to 776 and encodes 245 amino acids. The record is from RefSeq and is a predicted model, not a curated record. Gene Ontology annotation, biological process: proteolysis. The transcript is spliced from 7 exons. NCBI's taxonomy places the organism in Eukaryota, Metazoa, Chordata, Leptocardii, Amphioxiformes, Branchiostomatidae.